Purpureocillium takamizusanense is the source of this 4381-nucleotide messenger RNA. RefSeq lists its product as uncharacterized. The coding region runs from base 228 to 3773 and encodes 1181 amino acids. Gene Ontology annotation, cellular component: nucleus. Lineage: Eukaryota; Fungi; Ascomycota; Sordariomycetes; Hypocreales; Ophiocordycipitaceae. The record is from RefSeq and is a predicted model, not a curated record. Gene Ontology annotation, molecular function: ATP hydrolysis activity; ATP binding; DNA binding. The transcript has a single exon.
CGAUUUCACACAUCAAGCGCAACACUCAUUCACAGCGUCGACUCCCUCAGGACACCAUACGGAUGUCCCUGUUGCAAAGUUCAAGGUGCUUGAUUUCCGGUGUUUUUAUGAUUCCUCAUUAUAUAUGACCAUGUCGUGCCUUUAGCUCGCUGGCCUACGCCUUUCUCCAACCUCCCAUCCUCGCCCAUUUCUCGUCCGCCUUCACACCUACUCUCAGAGACACUCGUAUGUCAAUGGGCCCGGUGCUGGUCGCCACGAUGGUACAGGGAGGCGUUGGAGAACGACCACCCGAAAAACUCCACCCCUUCUUCGCCAAACCCACCGGCGGUGACCCCUCGUCAGCUCCAUCCUCAGACAGCCCGGGGCCCAGCUCGCACGCGAAUGCAGAGGAGACCAAUACUGACGAUACACCUGGGGAAGACGGCCGUCAGCCAAAGCGACGAAAAACUGAGACUAGUUCCGGUCGCGACAAUUCUGAACCAAAGCUUGCAAGCCGCAGGAGGAGGAAUGGGGCUACUGGCGCGACCUCGAUGGAUGGUGGUAUAGUCAGCCAUUUGACCAAGCUGCAGCCAGACGAUGCUUUAGUACAAUCACAGUUCCCAGAACCAGUACCAGCUGUUCCGACGCCAUCCGCAAGGGACACCUUGACCAAGCAACACAAUAAGGGUUCCGACGCACAGCCCCAGACUUCUCAACCAACCCCCACCGCCGCCCUCCAAGGUCCUGCUAAGAAAGUCUUGAAGUUCAAUCCCAAGACAGGUACCCUCGGUUCUCCACCGAAGCCGAAGCCGAACAAACGCCCGACUUUGAUUGUACGAUUGCAAUAUGGGCGAGAUGAAGGAAGCCGCAAGGAAAUGGGCGACAGGAUCGCCCAAAUCCUAGACGGAAACCUGCAAAUCCCGACUACCCCGAUGAAACGGCGCGCAAAAGGAGGAACAGGGUCUGUUAAUGCCCUGUCUUCACAACAAGCGUCUACACAAAAGACGACUCAUCCUUUCUUCAGUGGUAAGACCCAGCAAGGCGCAUGUCAGAACGAGCGAACCGAAGCUACGAGGUCACCUGCGAGAAGGAACUCGGUUUUCAUGUCGACACCUGUCUCACCGAGGAAGCCCAGGAACCCAUUUACUUCAAGCAAGCCAACAAAUAUUCCUCAAUUCGGUAUCAAGUCGAUAGGAACCAAAGUCCCGGGCGCAAUGCACCCUUUAUGGCCUCCUGCAGGAAUGAAUCAUGUACGAGGACUUGACAUCAAAGACAAAAUCACAACGGAGAUCCAACGCGAAGAGGGAGGGCCUAAAAAAUUCAAGGGACAUGUCACAGAUGUCGGCACAGCUGAGUCAGUCCUUGCUCAUUUGAUGAACCGGAUAGACCUCGACUCUGUGCGGCGGGACCUCCCUGCGGAUGAGGAUAGCUUUAUGCCUGCCCCUAAUGAGCUGCGUCUUCCUGAGCGACGCUUCGAAAGUGGGCGCAAGCUUCAAGCUAGAGUCCGAAAACAGUUGGCAAGGUCGACGUUGGCGAGCUUAGUUGAUGCUGACGGACUGGGCCGCGAUGAGCUAGCCAACGACAAGCAGAUCAUGCUCCAUCCCGCUAUUCGUCGCCACUAUCUCUCUUUGGAGACGCAUCUCUCAGCUUUUGACAAGUCGACAUGCGAAAACGUUGCUUGGACCCAAAAGUACGCACCAGCAGCUGCGGACGAGGUUCUCCAAAGUGGCAAAGAGACAGGCCUGUUGAAACAAUGGCUGGUAGCCAUGAAGGUUCAAGCUGUCGAAUCUGGAGGAGAUAUGAACGGAGACAAGUCCAAGACCAAGGCCGAUAUGGCUCCAAAGAAGAAGAGACGCAAGAACAAGCUGGAGGGUUUUGUGGUGGACAGCGGCGACGAAGAGAGCGACUUAGACGACCUUACGGAAUGCGAUGAGGAUGAAAGCUUUGUUGGACCGGCUCUUCAUAGGCGAUCCAUCGUUCGCUCCGGCGAUGUGUCAAAUAAGGACCCGGCCAAGCUCAAGAACACCAUCGUUAUUAGCGGUCCCAAUGGCUGCGGUAAGACUGCCGCUGUCUACGCCGUGGCAAAGGAACUAGAUUUCGAGAUAUUCGAAAUCAACUCGAGCAGCCGAAGAAGUGGCAAGGACAUUUUGGAACGUGUGGGCGACAUGACGCGCAACCACCUUGUCCAGCAACACAAGGCUCAACCUGCCAUGCUAGGUGAAGGGAGUGAGGGAUCCAAGGACAAGCCGGAGUCUGGCAAGCAGGGCAUGAUGACGUCGUUUUUCAAGCCAAAGCCCGCCGCGACAAGCAAGCAACACGCCAAGAAACAAUCGAAAGAAAAGGUCGAAGAGUCGGCCAAGUCGGCGGUGCCCAAGGCUCAAAAGCAGUCGCUCGUUCUGCUCGAAGAAGCAGACGUGCUGUAUGAGGAAGACAAGCAAUUCUGGGCCACUCUCUUGGGUCUGAUGAGCCAGUCGAAGCGCCCGUUCAUUAUAACUUGUAACGACGAGAGCUUGAUACCGCUGCAAAGCCUCCACCUCCACGGCGUCUUCCGCUUUUGCCCCCCACCCAUCCGCGCUGCGGUCGAUGUUUGUCUUCUCAUCGCCGCAAAUGAGGGUCACUGUCUCGCGAGACCUGCUGUUGAGUCCCUUUAUCAGUCACGCGGAGAGGAUCUCCGGGCCACAAUCACAGAGCUCAACUACUGGUGCCAGCUCGGGGUUGGCGAUCGAAAGGGGGGGCUCGAUUGGUUCUACCCGCGGUGGCCCAAGGGUUCGGACCUAGACGAGAGGGGCGAGGUGGUCCGGGUCGUCAGCCAGGGGACGUACUUGCACGGCAUGGGGUGGAUCGUCCGCGACAUGAUUGCUGCAACGCCUCAAAAACUGCUAGCGGAAGAGGAGAUCCUUCGUCAGUCGUGGGAUUCGUGGCAUCUGGACAUGGGAGAGUGGUUCGGUACGCUGAAUAUGGGCGGCCCUACGAAAGCGCUGUCAGAGUCGGACGACAGGUCUCGACAGCGUCUGGCAGCCCUCGCGGCGUACGAUGACAUGUGCGUCGCGCUGAGUGAUGCCGACACCUGCUCGGCGGGAGCAUUCGGCACGAUGUUGCAGGAACACGUGGAUCCAACGUUGCCAGCGCUCACCAACGCAGUCAAGGACGAUUUCAUCAUCGGCCGCUCCUUGCUGGAGGCCGAACCCGUCGCGGUUUCGACGUGCCCUCACGCCGACAUGGCACUUGCCUUGCAAUCUCUCGCACGCCAGACACUCUACAGUUUCCUAAAGGAAUCAUCUGACGCCUUGGAGCUGAGGCCGGUAGACGAGAAGGAAGCAAUCUCGAUACUCGACGUCUCGUUUUGUUCUCGUCGGCAAACACUGACUAGGAUGGACGUGGCGCAUGCAUUCGACCCCAUCGCGGUGUCGCCCAAAGCGCAACCCACGGCCCAUCUGGAUCCGUCCGUCUUCGACCGCACCAUGCAGCUCAUCACCUUGGACGUGGCUCCAUGGGUCCGGGGCAUCGUGGCGUUUGAGCACCAGCUGAUGCAGGAGCGGCUCAAGCUGAGCAGCCUGCUGAGCGAAGGCGGGAAACGGAAGCGCAUGCGCACUACGCGCAGCGCGUAUUCUGCGCUCGAGGGUGGCGAGAGGAGGCUGACGCGAAAGGAGAGGUACUUUGGGAACAGCCUGACGACGGGAUUGGUGAUGCGAACGGGAGCGGACUCUUUCCAGAGUGCUCUGCCUGUGCGGGCGAGGGAGAGCGACGUGGAAGAGACGGUCACAAGCAGCCCAGCAUCCGCCGGGUCGCCAUGAUGGGCGCACAGAUAUUACACAUGCAUGUUGCUGCGAUACUUUGAGGAGCUCUCUACGGAUGGGGCAGGUGUGAUUUUAGAGCAUGAACACAUGAAGAGCUAUAAAUGAUGCUGCAUAUCUUGUACAGUUUAGGUCCGGGGCUCAAGCACGGGUGCGUAUUAAAAGCACUUUAUGCGUCAAUGCAUGUCUCAUCAUCCGUCAUCAUGAUGGUGGUUUAGUCGUAAUUCAUAUCGUCGUUUGAGCGGGCACCGGCGACAUCGCUUCACCACGGUGCCCUCUCCACCACGUAGAUCUUUUCGUCUGGGUGCGCCCUGGACCCGUCCCUCCGGUAAUACCUCUCCUGAACGUAUCCCGCUGGAGAAUUCUUGGGUGCCGGUGGCGCGGCGGGAGGUGGUGGAGGGAUAGUGACGCCAGGGGGCGGAGGGACGACCACGCCAGGAGGGGGAGGAGGAGGGAUAGUAACUCCAGGUGGCGGCGGCGGCGGCGGCGGAUGAGGCGGAGGGGGAGCAGGACGACCGUGAGGGGGGGGAAGGGGAUCUUCGGGUGAGUAGCCGCCCUGGGCGCGGCGGCGCAUGCGCUCGUCGUUACGGGCCUCGCGCAGUCGACGC